Messenger RNA from Saitoella complicata NRRL Y-17804, 460 nucleotides. RefSeq lists its product as uncharacterized. The coding region runs from base 42 to 236 and encodes 64 amino acids. The transcript is spliced from 3 exons. The record is from RefSeq and is a predicted model, not a curated record. NCBI's taxonomy places the organism in Eukaryota, Fungi, Ascomycota, Saitoellomycetes, Saitoellales, Saitoellaceae.
GGACGACAACAUUGACGUCAGCUAUUGAAGACGAAGGAAUCAUGGCAGAGGAUGGAAAGGCUCAAGUGGAUCAACGAGAAGGACUUCUGAGGGAAGCAAAGUCGAAGCAAGACGCCCUCAACGCUCUCCUCGAUCGAAUUGAGCAAGUCAAGGCCGAACACGACAAACUCCAAGUCACCAAUCAGUCAUUGAACGACUACAUCGGCAAUUUGAUGGGUUCAGUGAAGUCCAAGUAAGCGGAACGGCUGUCAAGGACAAGCUCAGGGGAGAUAUGAUGUUUGUGGUAGAGGUUGUCAUUCAGUGUCAAACCGCAAAAGGAAGGGGCAAACUGACGAGCGGCGGAGAGCUCGCGGCCGCCGAUGUUCGGCGGCACGCACAAACCCAGAAGGAGAAGAACCUGGUCCGAUGAGCGCAAGAUACCCGCGUAGAUAAUGUACUCCUGAAAGAAUUUCAUUCACUC